AUGGCAGACUCAGAGGUUGCGCCAAUCCUUAUUCCCGCGCCCAACGGCCCGUAUGCUGUCGGCUAUGGCACAGCAAAGGUCCCAGGCUACCAACGACCGAUCAUGAUCUCGCUAUUUUAUCCAAUCGAGCGCACAGCUGCUACACCACCAACCGCAGUUCCGUACAUGCCCCCCUUGACAUCUAGCAUUCUGGACCUCGGAUUGUCUCGCGAAGGGCUACCAGAAGUGUUUAACAGGAUGCGCCUUCAGUCGUCGGAGUACGCAGGAGCAAUAAGUGAUGAUCUUAGAGAGUUCCCACUAGUGCUCCUCUCACCAGGUCUGACACUCAGUCGACAUCAGUAUAAUGCUAUGGCGCAAAGUGUUGCUUCCGAAGGCUACGCCGUAGUUACGAUGGAUCACGCAAAGGAAGCCAUGGUCGUCGAAUGGCCCGAUGGAACGCACACGAGAGGCAACAUCUCGCUCAACGUUGCGACGGACAACGUCGUUAAGCACGCACGGUUGUUGGAGACUCGUGUCAGAGAUGCCCGCUUCGUUCUGACACAGCUCGCAUUUCUUGGGGUGGUCAAGCAGCUAAUUCCCCAUUUUCCCCAUGCCAGAAGUCCGUUCGAUAGACAACGUGCAGCCAUCAUCGGGCAUUCCUUCGGAGGUGCAACGGCCGUCUGCACAAUGAUGCAAGACAGGCGGUUCAUGGGUGCGAUGAAUAUGGACGGAUCACAGUACGGGAUCUCGCGACCCGUUGAGCGACUCGUGGUCCUUUUCGGUCGUGGAGAACCUGACCCGCGCAACCGCCGCAACAAUUCUACUUGGGCACGUCUGCUUCGGUAUGCCAGGCGCCUCAGAGAAAUCAGCUUGGCGGAGAGUGCGCACCACACAUUCAGCGACUUGCCACUGAUAUUCAAGCUUGGCGGAAUUGCGAACGAAGAGAUGGCAAGAGAAUUGGCGGGGACAUUAGAUGGCGAGCGGUCAUUGAAAAUUGUGACAGCUUACAUCAAAGACUUCGCGGACAAGGUUUUGAAGGGUGAGAACGGGCAAUUGUACACAGGGUCGAGCAUUCUUUACCCCGAGAUCGAGCUCAUUAAGGGGCGUCGUCGGGCUUAG
Molecule: messenger RNA, 1098 nt
Organism: Didymosphaeria variabile
Lineage: Eukaryota; Fungi; Ascomycota; Dothideomycetes; Pleosporales; Didymosphaeriaceae
Exons: 3
Coding region: 1-1098 (365 amino acids)
Molecular function (GO): 1-alkyl-2-acetylglycerophosphocholine esterase activity
Source: RefSeq, a predicted model, not a curated record